Phycodurus eques (leafy seadragon) is the source of this 3013-nucleotide messenger RNA. RefSeq names its product doublesex and mab-3 related transcription factor 2a (gene dmrt2a). The record is from RefSeq and is a predicted model, not a curated record. The coding region runs from base 135 to 1553 and encodes 472 amino acids. Gene Ontology annotation, molecular function: RNA polymerase II cis-regulatory region sequence-specific DNA binding; DNA-binding transcription factor activity, RNA polymerase II-specific. NCBI's taxonomy places the organism in Eukaryota, Metazoa, Chordata, Actinopteri, Syngnathiformes, Syngnathidae. Gene Ontology annotation, cellular component: nucleus. Gene Ontology annotation, biological process: sex differentiation; regulation of transcription by RNA polymerase II. The transcript is spliced from 4 exons.
ACACACGCACACACGCUCGCGCACACACAGACCAACACUCAAUUAACAGCUAAUUAAGGGCUCGCUGCUUUUCCAGUUGGCUGGAAAACACUUGGAGAGGAGGGACCGUCCACUCGUGGAGGGCGCUUGCAAACAUGACGGAGGGUUGCGAGUUCGAGAUCGACGUAGAGAGCGUGGAGGCGGAGGCUGACGAGCCGAGCGAGCGACCGGAGGAGGACGACCCCCACAACCGCAACCCGGACGGGGACGGCGGGGACGCUCACGCCGCCAAGCCGGGCCACGGAGUCCUGAGCGCGGGCGAGCAGCGCAAGCUGAGCCGCACGCCCAAAUGCGCGCGGUGCCGCAACCACGGCGUGGUGUCGUGCCUCAAGGGCCACAAACGCUUCUGCCGCUGGAGGGACUGCCAGUGCGCCAACUGCCUGCUGGUGGUGGAGAGGCAGCGGGUCAUGGCCGCGCAGGUGGCGCUACGGAGGCAGCAAGCCACGGAGGACAAAAAAGGCCUAUCUGGGAAACAAAUUCCAGCCGAGAGGAGGACCAUCUAUCAGAGACAUGUUCGUCCAUCAACUCUGCUGGCCAAAAGCAUCCUCGAAGGUUUCCGCCCGCUGCCGUCCGAUCCCUUCCUGGCCUCCUCCCUGCCGCCCCCGCUUAGCGACCGCAUGCGCAAGAGGCGGGCGUUCGCCGACAAGGAGCUGGAGAGCAUCAUGCUGGAGCGCGAGUACAAGGAACGCGAGCUUUUGGAGAGCGGCCAGGUCUCGCCGCUGCUCUUUUCCAACAACAUGGCGCAGCACGCAGUGGCAUACUCGCCUGAGGCGCCCCCUAAGGACAUGUGCCUGGGCCCCGCCUGUUUGGACGUGCCAUUGCCGUACCCUGCGGCCGCCAACAACAUGGAGCUCAUCUCGUCCAACGUGAGCGUGGCCACUACUUACCGGCACUACCCGCGGGGAGGCUUCGUGGUGUGGCCCCGCGGUUCCGCCAACCUGGGUGACGCCCUGCUCUACCGCCAGUGCCUCUUCAACGCCACGGCGGUGGAGAAUAUGAAGCCCAGCGGAGCAGUGUGGGAGCCCAAGACCAUGCCCGCCGAGAGCCACCCGCCGGCGCAGGACGCCGCCGACACCGAGGGCUCGCGAGCUGCCACUUUGCAGGACCACGAGGACCCGCUAAGGGUGGCACCAAAAUCUACUACGAGAGAGAACUCUGCUUUCUACCCGCCAAAGAGGAGCUUUGGACAAGCCAAGGAUGCUGCCAAGUUCUCUCUAAAAGUGAACUCCACCUUCCACUCUCUCAUCCAGCACUCGCUGGGCGACAAGGGCGGUGGUGGGACAGCAGUGGCCGAACUCCGGGGGGCGCCGUACUGCAAAGAACUCUUGCAGGAGGCGGCCCGCAAGCUCAGGGAAAGCUCCGGCAAGGACGCGCAGGCCGGCAAAUUGGCCGACAGGUACGCCAAAGACUUCCCGUCCAAGCCGGGAGGGACCAAGAUGGGCCCAAGCGAGUCUCUCUCCUUUUCUGUGGAGGCCAUUUUGAAAAGGCCUGCCAUGAGUCAGGCAUUUCAUUGAAAUAUAAAUACGGUAAACCCCCACAUUUCGCAGAUGGAUAGGAACGGAGCCCUGCUACAAAUAGUGAUCGAUGACCCCCCCAUGUUAAUAACUAACGAUACCAGUGUUUCCCAACCUUUAUGAGCUGAGGCCCUCAUUUUACAUAAGAAAAAUCUCACAGCAUGCCACCAAACAAAAUGUCACAAAAUGUAUAUGGGUGUUUAUUUGAUUUCGGGCACUUUUGAUUUUCGUUUUUAUCAAAAAUAAAAUGUCACAAAAAUGAUAUAUACCUACCUUACCUUAAUUGUCAUCUUUCUGUGAGUCAGAAUCAUGUCCGUAUAUAUUGAUUUUAAGAUUUUUUAUUUUUUUUUAUAUGGUCUUUUUGUCAGAUAUCCCAGAGAAAUGUCAUUAUCGCCACAAUGGCAUAUUGAUUAAAACAUUGAUUAAUCUUGUGAUGGUAAUGACAUUUCAAAGUUUUUAUCUAACUGCGCUAUGUUGGUAGAGUUAGCUUAAAUUUUUCUUUUAGCUAGCUAGUCCUAUACCACAUUUUUAUAUGACUAUCAAGUUUUUACAGGAAAAUCUUUAAACAUAUUAACACUACAAGUCGUUUGGUAAUGACAUGCAAUAAAAAUAUUAUGUGACUUAAGGGUACAAAUGAGGAAGUUAUCAAAAUGUCUGACUUCUCUUUGCCCUAGCAUGUGCUUGAGUGACGAGACAAAAUGACACAGGGAAAUAAAGAAUCAGAUUUUGAAUAAACUUGAUGGAUCUGAAAAUGGUCAAUGUGGCGGUAAUGACAGCAACUUUAAGGGACAGACAUAUUUGAAUAAAAACAAAUGACAGAAUUUGAAAUGGUUUGUAUAUAUGAUGAGAAAUCAUUAAUUCUAUUCUAUUUUAAGGAAUUUAUGGUAAAAGUUACACCAUUUAAUCAUUUUUUUUGGCAGCAAGAUAGAGCUUCAUAUAUCCAAACCCUGUGCUAAGGACAGGGUGAAAACUGUAAAAUACCACCAUAAAACCGCUCAAAAAAUGUCAAAAUAUACUAAUAUUAACAUGAAAUUUUAGACAACACUUAUAAUUAGGCACACCCACUGCUGGUUAAUGAAAAAAAAUCUAUUUAAAUAUAUUUUUUCUUUAAAUUUUACAUCAAGGACAGAAAAAGGCCCGUAAUCAAAUAAACACCCAUAUACGUACUGUAUACUGAAAUAAUGAUAAUCAUCUCCAAUUUUCACCAAUCUACUUACUCUGUGUGAACGUUGGACCUGUUGAUUUAAAAAGCUAUUAAUCUGUUGUAUGAAUGCACUGCAAAAACUAAAAUCAAACCAAGAUUAAAUAUCUUAAAUCAAAGCUAAAGAAAAAUGUGGGUCCAAAAAGAACACCUUCGUAUUGUGAUAUCUUUGUACAGUGUAUUAUAUAUUGUUUCUGCUUGUUCAUGUGGAAUAACUUUAUUUGUCAAAAGUAUUUAAACACGUUCCUCAUGUAAAUAA